CUUCUUCUUCUUCUUCCUUUCUCUUUUCCCUUCCUCCGUCGCCUCCCCCUUUCUGCGCUCGCCGCCCCUCCAGUCGCCGGCAACUCUCUCCCCCUUCCUCUCCCUCGCCGACGCCGCUUCUUCUCCUUCCUCCCCUCUCCCUGCCAACGUCAAGAGUGGGAAAGAGGGAGCUGCCGCCGUGCAUCAACCGCCCGCUGCCCUCUAUCCGACGCCGGAAACGAGCUUCUCGCCAUCGAAAACCCCCGAGCCCAGCUUCCCCUGCUGUUUUUACUCCUGUGGCAGUAGUGUGUAGUCUCGCUGGAGCCGAAACUUUUCGGCCUCGACCGGUGGCUUCCGAUUGCUUCUUGUUUCAAGCUGAGAUCUCCAUGAUAAUUCCAAAUACAACAGGGAAAUCUUGAGGGUAAACCUGAGGUCAUGUGUAGGAAGUUGCCAGUACGUCUGUAAUUCUAAAAAAACAGAGUUGAAGAGGUGCCCUCCAUUUUCCAUUACUUUCUGUUGGGAGCUUGUUCAGAUUCGGUGACAUAGAAAUGGAAGAUCAGAGAAAGAAGCAUCUCCGACUAGUGCUAGUGCCAUCUCCUUUCCAAGGCCAUAUAAAUCCGAUGCUUCAACUUGGAGGCAUCCUCUACUCCAAGGGCUUGUCGAUCACCGUAGCUCACACCAAAUUCAACUAUCCUAACCCUUCAAACCACCCUGAAUUCAACUUCCUAUCAAUUCCGGAUGGCUUAUCAGAUCAUGAUAUCUCUUCUCCAGACAAAAUCGGCCUUGUUCUGAAGCUGAACGCCAACUGCGAAAAACCUUUCCAAGAUUGUAUGGUUAAGCUAAUGCAACAACAGGAGAUACAGGGUGAAGUUGCCUGCAUCAUUUAUGAUGAAAUAUCAUACUUUUCUGAAACCGCUGCCAAUAAUCUAAAAAUUCCAAGCAUCAUAUUUCGCACUUACAAUGCUAUUACUUUCCUCGUUCGCACCAGUGCCACUUAUCAGCUCAGGUCGCAAUGUCAAAUUCCGUUACCAGAUCCUUCGUCGCACGAACCAGCACCAGAGCAUCCUUUUCUCAGACUCAAGGAUUUGCCUACUCCAAGUUCUGGAUCACUAGAAAAUUACUUCAAACUUUUAGCUGCUGCAAUCAAUAUAAGAAGGUCUAAGGCCAUCAUUUGCAAUACCAUGAAUUGCCUUGAAGAGACAUCAUUAGCACAGCUCAAACAACAAACCCCAAUUCCAAUCUUUGCAAUAGGACCUUUGCACAAAAUUGUUCCAGUAUCACGUAGUAGCUUAAUAGAAGAAGACAUCAACUGCAUUUCAUGGCUUGAGAAGCAAACUACAAAUUCAGUUAUCUAUAUAAGUAUAGGAAGCCUAGCUACAAUACAAGAGAAAGAUUUAGCUGAAAUGGCUUGGGGUUUAGCUAACAGCAAGCAACCUUUCCUGUGGGUAAUUCGGCCUGGAUCGAUAGACAACUCAGACUGGAUUGAAGCAUUACCUGAAGGGUUUAAAGAAAGUGUUGGAGAAAGAGGUUGCAUUGUGAAAUGGGCACCUCAAAAGGAAGUUUUGGCACAUCAAGCAGUAGGAGGAUUUUGGAGCCAUUGUGGCUGGAAUUCAACACUAGAAAGUUUAUGUGAAGGGGUUCCAAUGAUAUGCAGACCAAGCUUUGGAGACCAGAAGGUGAAUGCAAGAUUCGUAAGCCAUGUAUGGAAGGUGGGUUUGCAAUUAGAGGAUGAAUUGGAGAGAGCCGAGAUAGAGAGAGCAGUGAAGAGGCUGAUGGUUGAUGAAGAAGGGAAAGAGAUGAGGCAGAGGGCUAUGCAUUUGAAGGAGAUGGCAGAAUCAGAAAUAAUAGAAGGUGGAUCUUCCUAUAAUUCCUUGAAGGACUUAGUGGAGUUUAUUAGUUCCUCAAUUUAAUUGUUGGAAGGAACUUUCUUAUAAUUAAUAUUUAAUAAUGAAUAAUUGAUAGUUAUAUCAAUUAUUUGAAAUAA
Ricinus communis (castor bean) is the source of this 1963-nucleotide messenger RNA. RefSeq names its product UDP-glucose iridoid glucosyltransferase. Bases 528 to 1889 code for a protein of 453 amino acids. NCBI's taxonomy places the organism in Eukaryota, Viridiplantae, Streptophyta, Magnoliopsida, Malpighiales, Euphorbiaceae. Gene Ontology annotation, molecular function: UDP-glycosyltransferase activity. The transcript is spliced from 3 exons. The record is from RefSeq and is a predicted model, not a curated record.